Lactuca virosa is the source of this 1637-nucleotide messenger RNA. The record is from the annotation of a GenBank genome assembly. NCBI's taxonomy places the organism in Eukaryota, Viridiplantae, Streptophyta, Magnoliopsida, Asterales, Asteraceae.
CAUAUUUCUGAUCCUAUACAACAGAACACAGAGUUGAAAAUCUAGGUUGUUGAUAUGUGGUCAAAUGUGGGAGCUCUGGUUCUUGUUUUUCUUAGCUGUGUAACCCUCUACGGUCUCCUUAAGUUCUUCCACAAAAUGUGGUGGCUUCCAAAUCGCAUAAAACGUGUAAUGAGUUCCCAGGGUAUAAGUGGACCCCCAUAUCGCUUCGUUCAUGGUAACACUAAAGAAAUUGCCCACAUCAAAGACCAAGCAAAGACUUCGUUGUUCACUGGUAUAUCACAUGAUAUAUACCCAAGAAUACAACCUCAGUUCGUUAUAUGGUUCCGGUUAUACGGGAAAAAUUUUCUUGACUGGUAUGGUCCUCAACCCGAAUUGGUUAUCACAGACCCGGAGAUUAUCAAAGAAAUUGCCAGCAAUAGAAGCGUCUCUUUGGAAAGACCUGAUCUCGGAUCAUUUCAUAAGAAAAUGCUCGGGUAUGGUCUUGUUACGUCUAAAGGGGAAAAAUGGGCAAGGCAGCGAAAAUUGGCUAACCAUGCUUUUAGUGCUGAAAAUUUAAAGAACAUGAUCCCAACCAUGGUUGAAAGCGUAGAGAUGCUGCUACUUAGGUGGAAAAGUAUGGCCGGCAGUGAGGUUGAAGUGAACGCCGAGUUCAGGAUCUUGACAGCCGAAGUGAUUUCAAAGACAGCAUUUGGGACCAGUUACUUACAAGGAAAGGAAGUUUUUGAAAUGCUCAAGGAAAUGAGUACCAUAGCAGGCAGAAACUACUACAAUCCUCCCCUUAUUCCGGGCCUCGGUAAAAUACUCAAAAGCAGCGAUGAUUUGAGGUCGGAUGAGCUUCAGAAAGACAUUCAAGACCUAAUUAUCAAGACUAUAAAGGAGCGAGAGAAAAUCAUGGCUGUAGAUGCAGACACUUGGGGAACUGAUUUUCUUGGACAACUUGUAAAGGCUAAUCACGAUACAGAUGAACGAUACCAGCUUUCAACACAAGACAUCAUUGACGAAUGUAAAACCUUUUAUGUAUCUGGGGAUGGAACAACAUCGCUUGUGCUCUCAUGGGCUGUUCUUCUUUUGUCAGUCCACAAAGAAUGGCAAGAAAGAGCACGAGAGGAGGUAUUCGAGCUGUUUGGGAGAGAAAACCCGCGAUCAGAAGGCAUAGCAAAACUGAAAACGAUUGGGAUGAUCAUCAAUGAGACCCUACGACUGUAUCCACCUGGACUGGCUAUUAUCAGAAAGAACAAAAGAGAAGUUAAAUUGGGAAGUCUUACGAUUCCUUCCAACUUAAUUCUACAUGUUCCCGUUUUAGCACUUCACCAUGAUCGUAAAAUAUGGGGAGAGGAUGCUCAUCUCUUUAAACCCGAUAGGUUUUCCGAAGGGAUCAACAAAGCUACAAAGAACAACCCAUCAGCAUAUAUGCCUUUUGGCUUUGGGCCUCGAAAUUGUGUAGGUUCAAACUUCGCUACCAAUACAGCUAAGGUUGCGCUUGCAAUGAUCUUGCAGCGCUUUCGCUUUACUCCAUCUCCCAAUUAUGUUCACGAGCCGGUUCAUCUUCUGAUGCUUAUUCCAAAGAACGGUGUUCAAGUGAUGCUUCAUGCUCUUUAAUGCACAUGGAUAUUAAUUUGUUUGUAAUUUAAUAACCU